AUGCCGCCCAAACAGCCUCAAACAUCGCUGUUUCAAGUUUAUUUACGGUUACGGCCCCCGAUGUCCCAAAACGCCAACCAAUCGGACCGUUUUUUGAAUGUUGAACCGCCAGAGGCUUCGCAGGGGGAAACCGAUAUCGUCUCGCCUGGAUCAACACAUAUUACUCUUCAACCAUCAAAUGAUACGAGAAAGCGUGCUGUCGAGAGGUUUGGUUUCACCAAGGUCUUCGAGGAGGGUGCCUCGCAACUGGAUGUCUUCCAUGACACUGGGAUGGAGCCCAUCAUACGCGGAGUGCUGAAGGAGAACCGAGAUGGGCUAGUCGCUACUCUGGGAGUCACAGGAAGUGGAAAGAUUGGUCAUACACAGAGCCACACUAUUCUAGGGUCUAAGACCGAACGAGGAAUGACGCAAAUGGCACUUGACGUUAUCUUCCGCUCCCUAGAGUCAACAACCAAAACCGAUGACGGUAGCAUUACCCCCGUAAUGCUUGCCUCGCUGGCUGCGGCGGACGCUUCUGAAGCCCAAUUGUUCUCCGCUAAGACAUUUUUGGACGCCGUGUAUGGUGAGCCAACUGGACGUGCGUCGAGAGCGCAAACCCCCAUGAGCCCGUCUCGUGCCAAUACCCCUUUGAUGGUACGAAGCCCCUUUACCCUGAACUCCCCCCAAGGAUCCCCGACCCCGCGACCGCGCACCCCUGGAUCGUCUCUCCCAAGGCCAAUGUCUAAACCCGGAAGCCCCCGUAAGGUUGAUUGGUCUUCUGGCACCAGUCCCAAUGACGCUUCUCGAUCUGGCUUUGGCCAGGCCUCAAUUGAGUCCCCUGGAUGGACCAUCCCGGGGUUUUCGCAUCCUAUGCCCUAUACCCACUCCAAUCCGUUAGAGCCCAAGUCAGCUAAAUCUCGACUCUAUGUCUUUAAGGAACCUACCCCUGCCUUGCACUUCCCCCGCCGUCACAUACGUGAACGACCAUGCGCCCUUCCUAGGCUGCCCGAUAUGGGCCACCUUACCGUGGACAUAGAUUCAAAUGCCGACUAUGUCGUUUUGGUGUCAAUGUAUGAGGUAUACAAUGACCGGAUUUUCGAUCUUCUUUCUCCCUCUGUUGGCCCCUCAGGUCCAGGCACAAUGUCCCGCGGGAAUAACCAAAAGGAUCGACGACGUCCUUUGCUCUUUAAGCCUACCGAGGGCUCACCAGAUCGGAAAUUGGUUGCGGGACUACGCAAAAUUGCCUGUAGUAGCUACGAGGAAGCCCUGGCAGUUUUGGAUGUUGGCUUGACCGAACGUAAGGUUACUGGCACUGGAAUGAAUAGCGUUAGCUCUCGAAGUCAUGGCUUUUUUUCCCUGGAAGUCAAGAGGCGCACGUACUCUAAGCGGACUGGUGAACACAACUGGGCUGGGAACACCCUGACUGUUGUAGAUCUUGCUGGCUCCGAGCGCGCGAGAACGGCAAAGACAGCCGGUGCCACACUCGCUGAGGCGGGCAAAAUCAACGAAAGCCUGAUGUAUCUCGGCCAAUGCCUACAGAUGCAAAGCAACAUACAGGACGGAUUGAAGACUGCUCUUGUUCCUUACCGGCAGUGCAAAUUGACCGAGCUCCUAUUUUCAAAUUCAUUCCCAACGUCUCAUCAAAUGUCCAGAGGCCAAUAUCCCCAGAAGGCUAUCAUGAUCGUUACUGCUGACCCUCUCGGUGAUUUCAAUGCCACCUCCCAAAUUUUGCGUUACUCCGCAUUAGCCCGUGAGGUAACCGUUCCUAGAGCACCCUCGGUUUGUGAAUCUAUUUCGUCCGUCGCUUCUAGCAGUCACCGCUCAGCGAGUGUCUGUACUUCGCCGAAUUUUGAUUCAACCCAAGAGCUCGAGAGAGCUGCUGCUGAGAUUACACGCCUCACGCGCGAUUGCCACAGCCUUGCUGUCAGGCUAGCUGAAGAAGAGAUUGCACGGUCUGAUGUUGAAAUGAGACUGAGAGCUGCGGAAGAAAGAUGUCUCACGAUCGAGCAAGAUGUGCGAGAAGAAUGCUGGGCGGAGAUGGAUGAGAAAUCGGAAGAGGAAAGGCGACGCUGGCAGACGGCAUGGGAUGAGCAAAUCGGUCGUAAUGAUGAGCACAUUGAUAAGAAGGUUGAGCUUGUAUCCCGGGGAUUCCAAAUCUUUGAAGAUUCGGGGUCGAACGAACGAGUGGAAGAGCUUGAGCAAGAAAAUGACGAGCUUCGCCGCAAACUCGCCGCUCUUGAGCGUGAGAUGCACAACCAAUCCCCGACAAGAAAGCAAAAACUAAAGAAUACCACUCCCGCGCGGUCCAAUCUUCUCACCCGCGGGAGCGAUGUUGAGAAUGCGCUGCAACGCGUGGAUCAACUAAAGCUCGCAGAUGCUAUGUUUACUCCUCCAUCCCCCGGAGCCUCGCCUAUCAAGAGAAUGAGAAAGAUGGGGACCCGGAAAUGGGAUCUCGCCCCAGAGGACCAGAUCUAA
This is a messenger RNA of Penicillium digitatum Pd1, 2454 nucleotides long. The record is from RefSeq and is a predicted model, not a curated record. NCBI's taxonomy places the organism in Eukaryota, Fungi, Ascomycota, Eurotiomycetes, Eurotiales, Aspergillaceae.